Molecule: messenger RNA, 3792 nt
Organism: Acinonyx jubatus (cheetah)
Lineage: Eukaryota; Metazoa; Chordata; Mammalia; Carnivora; Felidae
Gene: GPC1
Product: glypican 1
Exons: 9
Coding region: 440-2086 (548 amino acids)
Biological process (GO): negative regulation of fibroblast growth factor receptor signaling pathway; regulation of protein localization to membrane; cell migration
Cellular component (GO): plasma membrane; cell surface; synapse
Molecular function (GO): fibroblast growth factor binding
Source: RefSeq, a predicted model, not a curated record
GCCAUCCGGAGGCUGCUAAGAUGGGACAGCUGGGACCAGCGCUCAGCAGGUGGCAGAAGGGUGUGAGCCUUAAAGAUGUUUAAGUCAUAGACUGGUACGGGCUCAGUGAAGAGAAACCGGGGGUCUGGGGUGACCCCGAGAGAUCUGAAUCUGGAGGGAAAAGGUGGACCUCUGGUCUGCCACCCAGAAAGAGAAGCAGCCGCUGAUGGGGUGAGGGGAGUGGGUGCAGCACUUUAACCUGAGGAGCAGGAAGGGAGGGAAUCUGGGAAUUUGGGGGCGGGGCCUAAGGGAAGGAGCCCCAGGGAUCGCAGGACUGGCCGGGCCAUACAUCCCACCGUGAAUCGGUGAAUCGGACCUCCCUCCCGUUUCCCCAGAACCCCCCCUCCCCCCGGGGAUCGCCACAGGGAGGAAGUGUCCCACAGGCCAAGGGAAGUCCUGGAUGUGGCCGGCCCGCUGUUGCAAAAACCGCAAAGGGACCGAGGGAGGAAGGAGGGACGGUCACCAGCCGGCCGGUGGAAGCGUCCUUGGGAAGAGGGGCCGGCGCCUACUGGCGCGGGCAAGUCUUCGUUUCUCGGCAGGUGAGCACCUGCGGAUCUGCCCCCAGGGCUACACCUGCUGCACCAGCCACAUGGAGGAGAACCUGGCCAACCGCAGCCGGGCUGAACUGGAGACAGCCCUCCUGGACAGCGGCCGCGCCCUGCAGGCCACACUCACCACCCAGCUGCAGAACUUCGAUGAUCACUUCCAGCACCUGCUGAACGAGUCGGAGCGGGCGCUGCAGGACACCUUCCCCGGCGCCUUCGGGGAGCUGUACACGCAGAGCGCCAGGGCCUUCCGGGACCUGUACUCCGAGCUGCGCCUCUACUACCGCGGCGCAAACCUGCACCUGGAGGAGACGCUGGCCGAGUUCUGGGCCCGCCUGCUGGAGCGCCUCUUCAGGCAGCUGCACCCGCAGCUGCUGCUGCCCGACGACUACCUGGACUGUCUGGGCAAGCAGGCCGAGGCGCUGCGGCCCUUCGGGGAGGCCCCGCGCGAGCUGCGCCUGCGCGCCACCCGCGCCUUCGUGGCAGCUCGCGCCUUCGUGCAGGGCCUGGGCGUGGCCAGUGAUGUGGUCCGGAAGGUGGCCCAGGUGCCCCUGGGCCCGGAGUGCUCGAGGGCUGUCAUGAAGCUGGUCUACUGCGCGCACUGCCUGGGGGUCCCCGGCGCCCGGCCCUGCCCUGAUUACUGCCGCAAUGUGCUCAAAGGCUGCCUGGCCAACCAGGCCGACCUCGACGCCGAGUGGAGGAACCUUCUGGACUCCAUGGUGCUCAUCACCGACAAGUUCUGGGGCCCGUCGGGUGCGGAAAGCGUCAUCGGCAGUGUGCAUUUGUGGCUCGCAGAAGCCAUCAACGCCCUCCAGGACAACAGGGAUAUGCUCACAGCCAAGGUCAUCCAGGGCUGUGGGAACCCCAAGGUGAACCCCCAGAGCUCUGGGCCUGAGCAGAAGCAGCGCCGGGGCAAGCUGGUGCUACAGGAGAGGCCCCCCACGGGCUCACUGGAGAAGCUGGUCUCCGAGGCCAAGGCACAGCUCCGAGAUGCCCAGGACUUCUGGAUCAGCCUCCCGGGGAUGCUGUGCAGCGAGAAGAUGGCCAUGAGCACCGCCAGUGACGACCGCUGCUGGAACGGCAUGGCCAAGGGCCGGUACCUCCCGGAAGUGAUGGGUGAUGGCCUGGCCAAUCAGAUCAACAACCCUGAGGUGGAGGUGGACAUCACCAAGCCCGACAUGACGGUCCGCCAACAGAUCAUGCAGCUGAAGGUCAUGACCAACCGGCUUCGCAGCGCCUACAACGGCAACGACGUGGACUUCCAGGAUGCCAGUGACGACAGCAGUGGCUCGGGCAGCGGGGAUAGCUGCCCCGACGACCUCUGUGGCCGGAGAGUCAGCAAGAAAAGCUCCAGCCCACGGACGACCCUGACCCACGCCCUCCCGGGCCUGUCAGAGCGGGAGGGCCAGAAGACCUCCGCCUCCGGCUGCCCCCGGCCCUGCGUGUCCCUAAUGCUGCUCCUCUCCCUGGUCCUCUCGGCCGCCAGGCCCACGUGGCGGUAACUGCCGCAGGCCCCAGGGACCGAGGCCAAGAACUGACUUUGCCAAAACGCAAAACAGACGAUAUUUAAUUCUGCUGGGCCUAGAGGCCCGGGGGCAGGACAGGGAGGGACAGUGAGGGGCCCCGGCUCUGGGACUGUGCUGGGGUGGGGCAGGGGGCCCUGGUCCUGCCGGCCACCCUGGCUUUUAAUUUUGUAUGAGGGCCUCAGGUCAGCCGGGAACAAUGUCCCCAAAAGCCAUGUAUUUCAGGGACCUGGGGGAUGCCGGUGGCCACCUCCCGCCUGCCUGCCCGCACCUCUCCCCCAGCUCCCCGAGCAGCGUCCCACUGGAGAGUGCGAGCCUGUGCCUUCCUCUCCUGCCUCCUCCUGCCGAGAACUUCCGGGCUCCGUGUGUCAGAAAGCAAAGCCCACCCCUGGAUGCCUAAGAAUCCCUGGGAGGGCAUCAGGGUUUCUGCCAUCCAGGGUCUAGCAGGGGCUUUGAGAUUAUGCAUGAACCCUUCUGACUCCGCCAGGCCCCCGUGAUGCCGUGCCCCCCCCAACCCCGCCCCCCGAGGCCCUCAGUGUCAGGGCGGCUUCUGACUGGGAAGGCACCCUUGCUGAUGAGUCUGUCCGGACUUUUUUCUCGCCAAGGACUGGCUACGAGGGUCUGGGGCACACAGAUGGGCCGCUAUGGGCACGGCCUCGCCACUUCCGGGCCCCGCCCUUGGUUGGCCUUCACGCGAGGCUGGGGGUGCCGGUCCUGGCCAUCCCGGGAGAGCAGGCUGGGUGCCCCCUUCAAACACGGGCCCCACACCUGCAUGGGGACUUGCGGCCGCGUGCAGGAGCUGCCUGCCCGUGCCCUGCCUCUCACCGCCCCCAGGCCUGUGGCCCCCAGCUCGAGGUGGGGCAGGCAGGGCUGGAGGUGACACAUGGCCACAGGACGCAGGGAGGCCAGUGAAACUUGAGCCCGGCCAGGAGGCCUGGCCCUUCUGACCCCACCAGCUGCAGGGGGCCCAGGAGGGGGCUUUGACAGUUAAGGGCUUUUCCAAACUUACAUACAUUCACAGACGCUAUCCACCUGUUCACCCAGAGCUGCUUUUCAGCUACUCCCAGAGCUUGGAGGCACCUGGGCUUCCCGGACCUGGGCGCACCCCUGCUCACUCGGGCUGUCCAGGCCCGGGACCCUGCCAUCCUCCCUCCCUCCUGGGCCCUAGCUGCUGUGGGUCCUGGGGAGGGGGCUGGACCCUGCCAGAGAGGGGCUCAGGCAAGGGGACCCUCACGGGUCUGUCGGAUGCUGAGCCCUGUGGCCGGGCACAGCAGUCCUAGCCAGCACCGGGACCCGACAAGGCCAUUUCGAGCUGCUUUGCCUUGCGUCCUGCGCUGGUCAGGGCCCCCAGCCUGUGCCCCGCCGGGCAGCGCUCCCCCACGGGCACCCCCACCUCGUGAUAACUCUGCUCUUGCCACCCCAGAGGGCUGGGCUUGGGGCCUCCUUCCCAGCAGGCAAAGGCCAGCUGUACUCUCGGGGGCUCUGGGGCAGCGGCCGCCCACGUGCCCAGAUGGCUGCCUUGGCCGCGCGUGGGCGUCCCCACCCUGUGUGCCUCUCUGGAGGGGGUGGCCCCAGCACAGUUGCUGGCCGGGCCGUAGCCAGGCCUGCUGUGUCCCCCUGCACGGCGUCACCUGGCGUCACAUGCUCUUGAGUCCUUGUACGAAUAAAAGGUUGGAGAGCUCGUG